AUGAGUCACCAAGAUAUGAUAUGGGCAUUCCAUGGAGCCCAUUAUGACGAUACUCACCAUUUUAAGAAUCAAUAUGACUUCCCACAAACGGACAUCACAUCUCCGCUUACUCCGAAUCUCAGCUCACCUUUGACACCACAUCCAUUUGGUCCGAUCCCAGGGAUUCCAACCAAUCAACUCUACAACCGUUCACCAUUUCCUGACUUUUACACAGCAACCACUUCGACGCCUAUGGUCCAAUACAAUACUGGAAAGAAGUCGGCGGCUGGAAGAAAACCAAAGGAGGAGGAUAACAUGGACGACGACGACGAUGAUAAGAAGCUGAAGCGACGUCAACGAAAUAAGGAAGCGGCAGCGAGAUGUCGACAAAGAAGGAUCGAUCUGAUGAAGGAACUUCAAGAUCAAGUAAACGGAUUCAAACAUCUCAACGACAAAAAGACAUCAGACAUUAACGAUCUUCGUAAUAAGUUGAACAGUCUCAAAAGCUAUCUGGAGAACCACGAUUGCAAAUUGAGUCCAGAAGAGCGUUUGAACCAUCUCCGUCAUUUAGCGAUUCCUCCACCAGCACAACCACUACCGCCAAUUCAUCAGACUCAACAACUCCAUCAUCAAUUAAGAGUCCAACCUCCACGUGCCGACUCUGUACCGUAUUCCGUCAAAUCCAGCCACUCAUCGUCAUCUUCUGAACAACACUCACCAAUCGAAGACUACAAACCGUCGAUCGAUCAGUUGUUCCUUCCACCAAUCUCCAGUAUUCAAAAGGAUCGUAGCAACCACAACUCAAUGCCACCACCACCUUUGCCAGCAAGCACGAGCUCCGCGGGAAUGCAAAUAAUCACAUCCAUUCCGAUUUCGCAUGCAGGGCAAAUGAGGCAUUCGAACGCGGGUCCGAUCCCAAUGAGUCGAUCUGAAAACAUUUUCGCUGAGCCAGAGCUUAAGAUUCCAAAAAUCGAGUUGAUGGAUCGUACUCUCACCUCGUUGGCCACUGACGACGUUGAACGUCCGUCAGCACUUCCGAUGCUUUCAAGAACUCCAGUGAACCAUCCAAUCAAUACGCCAAGCAGAUAUCAGCAAACACCACAAAAUGGACAAGGCAGCCUAUUCAUGGGAGGAGAUGGAAUUGGCGAUUUCCUUGCUACAAACACUGGAUUAACACCAUCUGGCCAGCCAACAAUGAACUUUGUUUCAACUCCAACACCAAUUCAAUCACUUCCGGAUGCUGAUCUCCGCCCACUCUAG
This is a messenger RNA of Caenorhabditis briggsae, 1239 nucleotides long. It is a transcript of the gene Cbr-fos-1, whose product is annotated as Protein CBR-FOS-1. The record is from RefSeq and is a predicted model, not a curated record. NCBI's taxonomy places the organism in Eukaryota, Metazoa, Nematoda, Chromadorea, Rhabditida, Rhabditidae. The coding region runs from base 1 to 1239 and encodes 412 amino acids. Gene Ontology annotation, biological process: regulation of transcription by RNA polymerase II. Gene Ontology annotation, cellular component: nucleus. The transcript has 7 exons. Gene Ontology annotation, molecular function: DNA-binding transcription factor activity, RNA polymerase II-specific; RNA polymerase II cis-regulatory region sequence-specific DNA binding.